GUAUUGUUGCUAUAGCGACGGGUAACAAGAUGGCUGCCGCUGUAGCCAAAAGACGAAAAGAGCAAAGCGAGACGAAAGAGCCAACCUCUCUCCUUGACUCACACAAAGAGAUCAUUUAUCCACUGGACUAUUCGUUUAAGGCAGUAUCAGUUUUCUCUGAUAUACUGAAGGAGAAGUCAAGAUCAAGAGACAGCAAAGCAGUGUAUGAUUUAGCAGAUGAUGAUGAAGCCAGUCCACUGGAGGCAGUUAAAGCUACUGCUUUGAGAGUUAAUAAUAACAUGCUGGCCAGUUGGGAAGGAUUUAUUGAAACACUGGAUCAAAUGAUAAUUGAACCACAUCAACACUUACAAUGGCUUGAUCUGUCAUUCAAUGACUUAAAAACAAUCGAUGAGGCACUCCUCCAACUCCCAAACUUAACAAUGAUAUAUCUACAUGGUAAUAACAUUAAAAGACUUAAAGAGGUGGAUAAACUUGUAGCACUAACAAGACUUAAAUCUCUAAGUCUUCAUGGGAACCCAAUAGAAUCAGUUUCCGGCUACAGGCAGUACAUUGUGACUCACAUACCACAGCUGCAGACUGUGGACUUCAGUGGAGUGACUAAAGCUGACAGGAAGGUCUCUGAUGUCUGGGUGAAGAUGAUGAUUGGGAAGGACUCAAAGGAAACAAAGAAACCAAAAAUGACAAUGGAAUAGCAAAUUAGAAAUAACAUUAGACUAUAGAUCCACAUGUAUGCAUGUACAGUACUUAAGUGUAGUAAUUAUUAUUGUUUUCCUGAAUAUAUUUUUGUUUAGAUAAUCAUAAUGUUUUUGCUCUCC
Amphimedon queenslandica is the source of this 815-nucleotide messenger RNA. RefSeq names its product leucine-rich repeat-containing protein 51-like. Gene Ontology annotation, molecular function: protein binding. The record is from RefSeq and is a predicted model, not a curated record. Lineage: Eukaryota; Metazoa; Porifera; Demospongiae; Haplosclerida; Niphatidae. The coding region runs from base 30 to 692 and encodes 220 amino acids. The transcript has 4 exons.